AAGAAGAGCUUCCGGCUGACAGAUGCUAAUGUAGCCUCAUAUCAGCAGUGUUUCGGCAGAAUCAUUCUGUUUCAGUUCUUUAGAAUCGGUUAGAAAUUGUACCACUGGUUUUUAAAAGCCCUUUACUGGAUUAAAUCCAAACGCUGCACAGAAUGUUGGCUGCAGGAGCAGCUGUAACCACAGCACUGGCACAAGUGGACAGAGAGAAGAUCUACCAGUGGAUCAAUGAGCUGUCCAGUCCAGAGACCAGGGAGAACGCUCUCCUGGAGCUCAGCAAGAAGAGGGAGUCGGUGCCGGACCUGGCUCCCAUGUUGUGGCACUCCUGUGGAACCAUAGCGGCCCUGCUGCAGGAAAUCGUCAACAUCUACCCAUCAAUCAACCCACCGACCCUGACAGCACACCAGUCCAACAGAGUCUGUAACGCCCUCGCUCUCCUCCAGUGUGUUGCCUCCCAUCCAGAGACACGGUCGGCUUUCCUGGCUGCACACAUCCCACUGUUCCUCUACCCGUUCUUACACACUGUCAGCAAAACACGGCCGUUUGAAUACCUCCGCCUCACCAGCUUAGGAGUCAUAGGUGCUUUGGUGAAAACAGAUGAGCAAGAGGUGAUCAACUUCCUGUUGACCACAGAGAUAAUUCCUUUGUGCCUUCGUAUCAUGGAGUCUGGAAGUGAACUCUCCAAAACGGUUGCUACCUUCAUCCUGCAGAAGAUUCUCCUGGAUGACACGGGGCUGGCAUAUAUCUGCCAAACAUACGAGCGCUUCUCUCAUGUCGCUAUGAUUCUAGGUAAAAUGGUCCUGCAGCUCUCCAAAGAGCCGUCAGCUCGCCUCCUCAAGCAUGUAGUGCGAUGUUACUUACGGCUGUCUGACAACUCCAGAGCCAGAGAAGCUCUGCGACAGUGCCUCCCCGACCAGCUCAAAGACACCACCUUCGCUCAGGUCCUGAAGGACGACACCACCACCAAGCGCUGGCUGGCCCAGCUGGUGAAGAACCUGCAGGAGGGUCAGGUGACCGACCCCCGGGGGAUUCCUCUCCCCCCGCAGUGACCGUCCUUCCUGCUCCUCACCCAACCCCAAGGAACACCAGCAAGGAACUGCCAAACAAACGACAAGCCUUCGAUCGUGGACGGCACAGUUUUUAUGAGAGACUUGGAACAAAAAGAAAAACCUGCUGCCUCCUUAUGUUUCUGUUCAGAUGUGCAAGCAAACGGCUUGAGCUUCUGCACUUCUGUUCUCAUGGAUCCACGUUUUUAAAGACAUUUGUUGCCUUGCCAUGUGGUCUGCAACUGACUUGAAUAAAUUGUUGCAAAGCAUAAAGCAGGAUCAGCUCAUUCAUUCUGUGGAUGUAAAACUUAUCAGACACCAGAUCUAAGAGCACGCUGAUCAAGAGUUUAAAUAAUAGAUGGAUGCUGCACAGCCAGAGAUGAUUUCAUCUCAUACAUCCUUCUACUCCAUCAGCUUGAUUUAUAUUUUCAGCAUCCACAAAUGUGUGCAGCAAUUGUCACAUUGCUGAAAGUGCAAUGUGAAGUAAAGGCACACAUUCGACUAGAAGUUUUAAUGUUGAUUAAUACAGAAAGAAAACUCACCUGGUUCUCGUUUGCAAGAGAAGUCUGUCUGAUAGCACAUAAUUUGUUUGGAUUUCUUGGAUACAUUCUUUUUUUGUUGUUUUAUUGGCAUACAGGCUUCUCAUGUGCACAUCAAAAUGAGUGAAAAGAUUGGAUGGAAACACUGAAAAGCACAAUUUUAAAAUGCAAUGUCAAUUUUAUUGCAGCACAGUUACUGCAUUAUCAAUCAUGAUCGGGAUUUUAGUUUCAAAAAGUAAAUGAACAUUACUUGAAUUUCAUUUUGAAGUGUAAGUGCAAUAAAAAUGUAAAAUCACUGAACAAUUGUAAUAAACAGGUAAUAAUUGUGGUUAUA
This is a messenger RNA of Amphiprion ocellaris (clown anemonefish), 1916 nucleotides long. It is a transcript of the gene cnot9, whose product is annotated as CCR4-NOT transcription complex subunit 9. The transcript has 8 exons. The record is from RefSeq and is a predicted model, not a curated record. NCBI's taxonomy places the organism in Eukaryota, Metazoa, Chordata, Actinopteri, Pomacentridae. Gene Ontology annotation, cellular component: CCR4-NOT core complex; P-body; CCR4-NOT complex. Bases 153 to 1046 code for a protein of 297 amino acids. Gene Ontology annotation, biological process: mRNA catabolic process; negative regulation of translation.